GAUUGUGCCAGAGCACAUUUUGAAAAACACCGUUAUGCUUAGUAGCGGUCAGCAGCUAUAUGCUCCAUAAAACAACAAAGUACCUAUCCACAGGACAAACUUUGUUUCAAACCUUGUUCCCUCAUCAACCAGGUGCUAAGGAACUGCUUUUAUCUCAGGAUUACAGCUUAAUAGCCGUUCUUUUACCCAUUCCCGUUCAUUAACCAUAGAGCACACCUUCUCUCUGUGCAUUAAAACUCGCGCUUCUGCUAUAUAGUUUACGCCACUUGAUUUACGGCACCUUGUCGCUCUGUGACUUUCAAAAUUAAAGCAUCCGCUGGGUCCAAGCUCCAACAAUAUAAUAGCCACUCAUAAGUUUACAAAACACUUUACAAAAGAGGUGUAUUGGCUUCAUUUUUAGAUAACUAGUUGUAUAUGUCAUGGCCUGGGUCUAGGGACCCAGGGCUCAUAUAUUUUAGUGUAUGUUUAUGUUUAUAUUUUCCGUGUGGUGUUUUGGUUUUCUCUCCUUUUUCUCCAUGUCUCUCCGUGUGAGCUUCCAGAGGUUUUGGUUCGCUGAGGAGACUGCAAACCCAGAAGUGUUUCUGCUCUAGAGACAGCCACACCUGCCACUCGUUGUCCUCUGCCAGCUGCAGCAGAUUACGCUCGUCAAGGGAGCGGCAUUUAAGACUGUAGCUGACCUGAUGCUGACGCUGGAUCCUUGAGAAUCUGGAGCGGAGUGUGUUUUUGGAAGUCACGGUGUGGGAGUUUUUGGAGUCGCCACUUUUCACCGUUCACAAACAUCUGCACUGUGUGGGAUUCAGGGAGAAUCGCCACGGGACCACAGUGCCGGGAUUUUGUGUAUAGUUGUGUGUUUUCCACCCCCUGUAAAUAAAUCCACUGUCCUUCACUAAGAGUCUCGCGUUUGGGCCUUACUUUCACUGCCACUCCACGGUCUGCCAUCGCAGCCCGUGACAGAAGGAUCCAGCCAUUAUGGACCCAGCGGACUCAAUGGAGAAGCUCAAGAGGGAGGCUGCUUUUCAGCCCGACCAGCUGGUGGAACCUCAGCCUGACACGCCGGCCCUGGCAUCGUCAAAGAAGCGACGCUCGCGCCGCGGGCGCUCCUCACCGCAGCUGGAUUCCCGGACUUUUCAUCAGUCGGCUGCGUUGGAGGUCGAUACACCUGCUGGACCUACUCUGCCGUCAGUUCACCCGCCUGUUGUUCCUGCAUCACGGUCCAGUCUACCGCAAGUAGCUGCCACAGCAUCAUCACCUCCGCCCUCUGCAGCUGCUUCUCCACCAGCGUCCCAUCACACUGCAGCGACCGCAGCACUCUCAGCUUCACCAUCCACAUCACCUACUCUACCAUCAUCUCCACCACCUGCAGCUGCCGUAUCACCAUCUUCACCUUCGGAUCAACCAUCUGUAGCUGCAGCGCAGCCGGAGGAGCCCGCGCCACAGCCCGCGCCGCCUGCAGAGGAGCUCGGUGAGCGGGGGGAGCCCGUGCUGCAGCCCGCGCCACCUGCGGAGGAGCUUGGCGAGCGGGAGGAGCCCGCGCCGCAGCCCGCGCCGCCAACGGAGGAGCUCAAAGAGCCGGAGGGACCGGCGCCGCCAGCGGAGGAGCUCAAAGAGCCGGAGGGACCGGCGCCGCCAGCGGAGGAGCUCAGCGAGCGGGAGAAGCGCGCAUUGUCACCGGAAGACCUCGGCGUGCCAUCGCAGCCCGUGACAGUAUAG
This is a messenger RNA of Oreochromis niloticus (Nile tilapia), 1710 nucleotides long. Its product is annotated as vegetative cell wall protein gp1. Lineage: Eukaryota; Metazoa; Chordata; Actinopteri; Cichliformes; Cichlidae. The coding region runs from base 970 to 1710 and encodes 246 amino acids. The record is from RefSeq and is a predicted model, not a curated record. The transcript is spliced from 4 exons.